Molecule: messenger RNA, 774 nt
Organism: Fomitopsis serialis
Lineage: Eukaryota; Fungi; Basidiomycota; Agaricomycetes; Polyporales; Fomitopsidaceae
Exons: 4
Source: RefSeq, a predicted model, not a curated record
GAAGAGGUUGUUCUCAACAUACAGGGGUAUAUGUUGAAGGCAAAACUUCCACCUAUAAUGCGUGACAAUGAGGUUGCUCAAACCAAGCUCAUUCACACUGAGCAGUAUGUCCGCAUAGGAGGGCUUGGCAGUGGACCAUUUGAUCAGUCUGCAGUUGCCAUGAUGAACAUACAUCAACUCUUUGAAAGCAGACUGGGCAAGGGAUAUCUGCAAGGCUGGGAUGUCAAACGUGAACAAGGCCACAUUGUUCUGGACUUCCACAACAGAUACCUCACUCCACGCAGCAGUGCCUCCUCUGCCAGCAUCAUGGAUCUUCCUCAUGACUAUGACCCUCGCAAUAUAUUGCGUUCCCGCAUGACGGAUGAGGUCUUCACCUCUGACAAUGUUGUCCAAUACUAUGAACGUGUACAAGAUGUCGACCAUCAGGCCAAAUACCACUUCAAGAAGUUGCAUCCUACGUCUGUCAGUGUUGGGCAGAUGGUUGAAGUGCAAUCAUCCUUUGUGGCUGUACCCCGGGGCAAGGACAAGUACAAACUGAUAUGCAAGCUUCGUUCAAUCUGUGUACUUGACCGCAGCAUUGAGAACGUGAGUCAUGCACAUUGCUGUAUUGAAGGGCACGAACUGAAUCAAGAACGUAUUCAACUGGCAUUGCAGAAAACUUCUCCAACCCGGAAGGUCAAGCGAGUUGUUGGGUAUGAAGAUGAUGACAGCGAUGUUGAGGAGACCUGGGAUGAAGUGAAGCGCAUGCGGAUUGAUGAGGAAAAUGGUCCUUAA